Messenger RNA from Peronospora belbahrii, 1632 nucleotides. Lineage: Eukaryota; Oomycota; Peronosporomycetes; Peronosporales; Peronosporaceae. The record is from the annotation of a GenBank genome assembly.
AUGCCAUUACGUCACUCACCAACAUCAGAACGUCUGGAUGGUCUUUUAGUAGCAAUUGAAGCUCGUCGACAAGUCCAGCAACAACAUGGAGAUCUAUUGGAGAAAUUUCGACGGACGACAACAAAUCGGUUACAACAUUUGGACAAGACGUUUAUGGAAUUCUCAAUUGAUAUUGUCGAUGACGAUAUCUUGGAGCGAGGUUUUCAAGGGACGGAUGAGAGUGACAUGCCUCAAAAUCAAUUGUAUCGUGCAAUGGACGCGUUUCUACAGCAGAUGAAAGCACAGAAUACUUCACAUGUUGGUGUUUCAUUAUCAGGAGGUGUUGACUCGAUGGUUGUUGCCUAUCUGCUGCACAAACUGCGCGGAAAAUAUGGUGGUUAUACAAUUGUUGCAGUACAUCUAGACUAUGGAAAUCGUCUCGAGAGUCAAGCCGAGUGUGAGUAUGUACAUCGUUGGUGCAAGAGAUUCAACAUGAUUUUUCAUGUCCGACGAAUUGAUGAAGUAAAGCGUGCGACAACACGAAGGGACGAGUAUGAAAAAAUGUCGCGUGAGAUUCGAUACGCAACGUAUGCGGACGUGAUGCAAAAGUAUAACAUUCCAGGCAUGUGCUUUGGUCAUCAUCGUGGUGACGUGCAGGAGAAUAUUAUCUCGAAUAUGAUGAAGGGAAUGAGUUUGCUCAAUCUUAACGGCAUGCACGCGAACAGCACUGUAAACGGUGUCCGUAUCUGGCGUCCGUUUUUAGAAUUUGACAAGGACGUCAUAUUUGAGUUUGCACAUCGAUACGGCGUGCCGUAUUUCAAGGACACAACACCCAAGUGGAGCACACGCGGUAAGCUUCGCAACCACCUCGUUCCGCUACUUCGGGACAUGUACGGUGACGGAUUUCUUAACAACCUCUCGGCACUGGGUGCUGAGUCAAUGCAGUGUGCUGAGCUCGUGGAUUCACAGGUUCUGGCACCUAUCAUGAAAUCAGUUGGACAGAGUGAUGUGGCGGUGUGGCUCGACUGCGGACUACUGUCGGACCACCCGUUCUUUGUGUGGAAGGAGGUGUUCCGCCAAGUGUGUCAUAAUAUCAUGGGCAACAGUAUGGUACGCGAAAGGCCGCUGCACGAGCUUAUCCAGAAGCUAGAGCGGUUAGAAGCUGGCCCGGUAGGUAAGAACAAACACAAGAAUAAGAAGGCUGAGGUGGGGUCGUGGGUUACGCUCAAGAAGGGCAACAGGUCAUUCUUGACCAAAGACAAGCAGCUUAUCAUCUUUCGUGACCGUUUCUUUCCGCGCAAGGCGUACGUUGCUCAUCAAUUUCACAUUGUAGCAGGUGAGAUGUACGUCUUUGGCCCUUGGAAAGUGCAGACAAAGCUGCUAGAUGACGAUCACGCCACUGUUCAAAAACUCCGCGACCAGAAACCGCUGACCGUAUGGGACCUUGUGCACGCCAAUGGUGUCUCGUACGUGUUUCCAAAUGCCCCGCAAGUAGUUGUCGACUGUGAUUCUCGCUUCCACGUGCUGCGAGCUAUCGAAAAAGUUAUCACGGAUGCCAUGCCCAUUGUGUCUUCCGUUGGCGCGUUUGAUGUCGUCUGUACAGGCGAUGCUACCUCCAAAUGGGUUCAUGUUACUAUGACAUACUCUCAAUAG